AUUUAGAUACAAAAAUGAAAUGUAAAGCAUUUAUUUGGUGUGUGGAUGACAUUUGGAAACAUCCGAACCUGUCUAUUACCGGAAUGGCUGCAUAUUAAGAUUUCCUAAUUUAAAAUGUGCCUAUUAUUAUUGUUUUGUUAAUUAUUCUACACGUUUUUCUAAUUAUAUUAUAGAAAUACGACAAAUAAUAAUAAGAAUAUGUUUCUAAAACGCAAAAAUAGUCUGUGUUUUGCUUGUUACCGGCUUCCGUCGAGAGCGUCGAUGCGUGGUUACCAUAGUAACUUGAAUACACAGUUCAUUUUCCAGAGGCGCAGCUGCUGGGCGCAACAUCUACAGAGGAGACAUGUCAAAGCUGGACACCUUGCUGCAGGAUGGACUUCAGUCUGAGUUAAUGCUCCAAUAUCACCUUAAAACUCUGAGGAAAACACUCAAGCAGCAGCUGGAUGAGACAAAAAUGAGGCAAACAAUGGAUUUGGAGAAACGUGUACACCAAAAUUCACUUCUCUUAGCAGAAUUAGAUAAAAAGUCCAGUAAAAAAGAAGAACUAAAUAAGCAAAAAUUCAUGAACACAAGGAGAUCCAUCUCCAUGUCUGAUUUGACCACAAGAAAAGAGACCUCCAGUCGGAAACAGGGGCCUAUUGCCUCCUCCACAGCCUGGGGACCUUCAACAAGCUGGACACAUGGUUCUGUAGGGACCCAUAUAUGUGAACGGUUUGCUUCUUCUAAAUCAACACAGGUGAGGAGAAAAGAAGAGGAUGAGGUAGAGUGUCUGAAGAAAUUCCAUGCAGUGCCUGUCCCUAAACAUGUCAUGAAGCCAGUCUACCGGGACAUGCUGGAGCUCAAGGAGAAGGAGAGGAAACAGAGUUGUGAGCACAGGAAGCAAUUCUUACUUUCUAUCCAGAAACCAUUCAGCUUCUAUGAAAGAGACAAGAUGAAAAAAGAAAAGCUCGUCACCACCUUGAACCAGGUUUCACAGAAUCCAAAAACUAAUUGCUUUGGAAAAAAUCUUCUGAAACAGAAUUCCUCAAUGCUGAAAGCAUCCCAACAGGAUACUCCAUGUCGGGUGGGCAUCCCAAAACUCUACACCGCUGAGCGCGCCGGUAGAAAGAAGACAGAAAUCCUGGAUGUGGAGCCGAGCUUCCAACCAAAAAUCCUCCAUCAGGUUCCAAACUUCAGCAAACUGCACAAAGCUUUACUGAACGAGUCGCUGAGGAAAAUAAAAAGCAACGAUACAACAAGGUGUCAACCCUUCUUCCUGAGAACAUCAUCGUUACCAACUAGGAAACGCAGGAAGAGUCUGGAAACCUUACAGGUACCCACGACGAGUAAUCUCAACAGAAGCAAGUCACUCGGGGCCUUGUCGCUGAUGUCUGCCAACACACUCCCCAUAUACAUCUCAGAUGCUGUGAGGAAGCGUUGUAUUGCUGUCAAAAAGUCAAUGGAGCUGAGGGAAAGUAAGAAUCAAGAAAGCAUGGAGUGGUUGAGGAACUACCAGAAGAGAUCCAAAGCUCUGAAAAAGACCAUCACCCUGCAUGCAAAGUUACUGGACCCACACAGCAGCCUGAAAGAGGUGCAGGCUGAAAAUCUGCAGCGCCAUCGACAAGCGGAUAAGCAAAGAACAAAAAACUACAUGAGAGAAUUACAGGACAUGAAAGCCCGAGUUCAGGAACGUCCCUAUUUGUUUGAACAGGUGAAACAGAGAAAUGCAAAGGAGUGUGCAGAGCAGACCUAUAGGAACAAACUGAAGAAAAUGGGCUUGAAGGAAGAAUUUGUUGAAGAAAUAGGUGACACUAUCAGAUCAGAUGAUGACACCAAAACAAGCAUCCACAGCGACAGCAGCCACAUCAGGGAAGAAAAUGCAGAUGACUGGGAGAAAAUUGAAGAUGUGGAGAAGGAGAGCGUGAAGUCCAAAAGGGAAGAAACACCAUGAUCACAAAGGUCCAGGCGGGACAGUUUUUUUUUUUCUAUUUUGUGGCUUCUUUACAAGAAAACAACUCUGCCCUCAGAAAUAAUUCAUGUUACAGAGACGGCUUGAUAGUAAAAAAACAAAAAAAAGUCCGCUUAUAAAUUAUGAAAUUACAUAUGAUCUGUAGAAUCACAUAUUUUUGGGAUCAUGGAAAGAAGAAAACAGUGUGUAAAGUAAAUAAGCAUGCAUCUAAAUACAAAACCAAGACUUAUAUUCCAUAUGUACUGUUUGAAUUAUAUAAUGAUGUUCCUUCCAAGAAAUCCAAGACUGUAAUCCAAGCUGUAAUUUAGAUGUUGAAAUCUGGGUAACCAAAAUAAAAGCUUCAAAGCUUCGAUGUUUAAUUGCGCUUGAUUGAAAAAACACUUUAUGGUCAUUUAAAAAAAGGAAAUACUUUUCAUAAUGUCAAAUAUUGCCUUCAAAAAUGCUUAGAAUUUUGAAAACAUAACUGUAACGUUGUAUGUGCUUUCAUUAAAAAUGUCCCUGAAGAACAGCGAGCAUUUCUUGGAUGGUUGGGUUAAAGUUCCCUGUUAUUUGUCGAGCCGCACCACCAGCUAAAUAAACAGUCCUCUGUGUGCGUCUGCAUUUGCUCAGGCCGCUCAGUGGUCCGCUCUGAACCUACAGUUCCACAUCAAAUGCUCCUGCACCCUGGCCUCUGCUGUACUCUGGUGCUUUGACAGCUGCUUUUUCUGCUUACAAAAAGGCAGCUGUCAGAUUUAUAUAUAUAUUUAAAUCCACAUGCUGCAGAGUGAUGUGGACUCCAUCUUUGCAGAGUUAAAAAGGUGCUUUAAAUUGACUAUUUAGAUGAAUAUUUUAGCAAUGUUUUAAUUCUUGAGCUUUGUAAAAUCACAGGUAAUCAUGGAACCCCCUUAUUUUGAAACCUGAAAUACCACAUGAUAUAGCUUCAAGGGCUCAAUCCAGUCAGGUUGUCAUGGGAACCCUCUAUCCAUCCCCAUUCUACCAUGUAGUCCCUCUGGAGAAAGCGGUGCACCUCUGAUUCCCUGAUGCAUAGCUGAAUAAAAAGAAAAAAAAA
Messenger RNA from Oryzias melastigma (Indian medaka), 2996 nucleotides. RefSeq names its product FAM161 centrosomal protein B (gene fam161b). Lineage: Eukaryota; Metazoa; Chordata; Actinopteri; Beloniformes; Adrianichthyidae. Bases 344 to 1930 code for a protein of 528 amino acids. Gene Ontology annotation, biological process: cilium organization. The transcript is spliced from 9 exons. Gene Ontology annotation, cellular component: cilium. The record is from RefSeq and is a predicted model, not a curated record.